This is a messenger RNA of Wyeomyia smithii (pitcher-plant mosquito), 2060 nucleotides long. RefSeq lists its product as uncharacterized. The coding region runs from base 474 to 1292 and encodes 272 amino acids. The record is from RefSeq and is a predicted model, not a curated record. NCBI's taxonomy places the organism in Eukaryota, Metazoa, Arthropoda, Insecta, Diptera, Culicidae. The transcript is spliced from 9 exons.
CCAUCCCUACACUAUGCAACAGUGAAUAACUUUUUCGUGUUUGUUGAUAUAUCCUCACUAACUAGGCAGUUGAAUACCGCAAAUUCAGGUGUUUUAAGUUGGAAAUUAUUUUUUAAAUUAAUGAAUAUUGGUAGCAAGGAGCAUCCAUUGUUGAGACCGGACAAAAGGGAACAAAUUUCGGAACAAAAGGACAGUGGAUAAAGGAUUUAAAGGACACCGGAGAUAACCACAAAGAAUUCAAAGGACUUAUUUUGCCAUUACUGUGGCAAUAGGAGGGCUAACAAAGGACAAAGUAUUGAAAGGACUUAUAGAGGCAAGGCGACAAAGGUCGACCUAUAAAAGGAAAUAAAUUUCAAUUAAAGCCCAGGACCGUUUCGGUCUUAAUAGUACUCUUCGCCCUUGCGGCAUGCUCCUCGGCGACAUUUGAUCAACUCUUGAGCAGAGGCGGCGGCGGUGGCGGAGGGCUGCUGGAAAUGUUCGAUCUAGGUGGACUACUCGGAGGUCUCUUUGGAGGCGGUGGCGGCGGAGGGCCACCGCCACGGCCAGUAUACGGUCCGCCACGGCCAGUAUACGGUCCGCCACCGCCCAGGCCCGUCUAUGGUCCUCCGCCCCCGAGACCAGUGUACGGACCGCCUCCACCACGGCCAGUUUACGGACCACCCGCACCAGCUCCGGCUCCAAUCUACGGACCACCUCGACCGGGUCCAGUGAUACUAACAGUCAUAAGAGAGAAGCCAUCAUCAUCGUCCUCGUCAUCGUCGCAAAGCCAGCGGCCUCCACCAAGACCAGUCUACGGACCUCCACCACGACCGAUUGCACCGCCUCCUCCAGUUUACGGACCACCACCUCGACCACUGCCCCCACCACCACCCCCACUACCAGUUUAUGGACCACCAUCGUACUCGCCGCCAGCUCCAGUCUACGAUGCUCCACCUCCUCCACCACCAGUGUAUAGCGCACCACCUCAAGCGCCUAUCUUCCAGUUUUCUCCACCGGCGCCAGUUUAUGGCCCACCAGCGCCCGUUCCCUUCCCCCAGUAUGGACCUCCACCUCCAGCGCCAGCCCCGCAGUACGGACCCCCGCCUCAAGUACAAAGCUAUAGCUCCGGAUCUGCGCUAUCGGUCGUUCAAGCGCCCCGCGUCGAAUAUCUCCCCCCGGAGCAGAUCCAGCAGUUGCCCCUGCAGGACACCAACGUUAACUUCAGCGGACUGAGCUCGAGUGCGGUCGCAUCGGGUAGCGUAACCGGCUCGGAGGGCUACCACUACGGCAUAGGACACGGUUCCGGGCACUGAGAGCGGCCCGUUUCCGCGUGCCCCCUCUUGGACGACGCCUAUUAUUCCGUACCUUUCUCGCGUCCUGCGACUUUCGAGUAGAGGAACACUCACUCACACACGUAGCUAGGAUUGUGCAAUACCAAAAAGCAAGUUUUACUAUAAGCAACUGACCUCUCCCAAACUCCUUCCAUACCCUACUACUACGCGAAUCGAUAGGUUUCCACUCUUAGGAUGUACGAUAUCCGCUGAGAAUAGUGUCGAACCACUUGCUAGUCACAUUCCGGAUUACCAGCUGUCUUCUUUACCCAAAUACUCACCACAACCACCGUCUCCGAAUGCACCAGAGAUUAGGAAUUCUUCUCCCGACAAGUUCAAAACCAACACACUUUAGCACUAGAUCUAAGGACAGAUACACGACGUAAACAAACACUGCCGCUCCGGGUGUCGACGUCGAGAAGAUUGCUCAACUUGCAGCGUUCAAAAAACACAGAAACAGAGUUAAAAUUAGAAAGAAAGAAAAACCUCAGAAACAAAACGUACACUGCUAUUGAAUUAAUUUAUGUGCUUGUAAAUUAAUGUAAGGACGUUCGUAAUAGCAGGUCUCUCUGUCGAGUGAAAAUAAUUCGGCAAGUAAAAACAGUGUAACAGAGGAAGUAGCUUAACGCAGGUCUGUUUUUUUUUUCACUGUUAAGCAACUCGGUUCACAACCUCUGAAUGCCAUAUUUAAGAAAAAAAAGAAAAUUUGUAUCUUUAUCGAAAAAAAUGUAAAAAUCGUUGAAUAAAUAA